Messenger RNA from Zygosaccharomyces rouxii, 2127 nucleotides. It is a transcript of the gene TRP5, whose product is annotated as tryptophan synthase TRP5. The record is from RefSeq and is a predicted model, not a curated record. The transcript has a single exon. The coding region runs from base 1 to 2127 and encodes 708 amino acids. Gene Ontology annotation, cellular component: cytoplasm. Gene Ontology annotation, molecular function: tryptophan synthase activity. Lineage: Eukaryota; Fungi; Ascomycota; Saccharomycetes; Saccharomycetales; Saccharomycetaceae. Gene Ontology annotation, biological process: L-tryptophan biosynthetic process.
AUGUCAGAAUUACUAAGACAGACUUUUGCCAAUGCAAAAAAAGAGGGUCGUAAUGCUCUUAUUACCUUCAUGACCGCUGGUUACCCUAGAGUUGAAGAUACUAUUCCAAUUCUAAAAGGCUUCCAAGAAGGUGGUGUUGAUGUGAUCGAAUUAGGUAUGCCAUUCUCGGAUCCAAUCGCAGAUGGUCCUACGAUUCAAGUGUCUAACACUGUAGCCCUUCAAAAUAACGUCACUUUGAAGCAAACUUUGGAACUGGUCGCAAAAGCUAGAGCAGAAGGUAUUACCGUGCCCAUUCUCCUCAUGGGUUAUUACAACCCAAUUUUGACCUACGGUGAAGAACGAUUCAUUAAAGAUGCAGCUGAAGUUGGUGUCAACGGGUUUAUCAUUGUGGAUCUACCACCUGAAGAAGCUCUCAAGGUAAGAAACUACGUUAGAGAUAAUGGAUUGAGUUUGAUUCCACUAGUGGCACCAUCAACCACAAAUGAAAGAUUAGAACUUUUGUCUAAAGUUGCAGAUUCUUUUGUCUACGUGGUCUCUAGAAUGGGUACUACUGGUGCUCAAUCUUCGAUGGCAAAUGAUUUGGAUGAGUUGGUGAAUCGUGUGAAGCAGUAUACCAAAGAAAUUCCAAUUGCAGUUGGAUUCGGUGUUUCCCACAGGCAACAUUUCUUGGACGUUGGUCAACACUCUGAUGGUGUCGUCAUCGGGUCUAAGAUCAUCACCCUGGUUGGUGAAGCUCCUGAGGGUAAACGUGGAGAAGUCGCAAAGAAUUACGUUAGUGAAAUCUUGAACGGUGUCACACAUAGUACUUUGUCUAAGGAGGAGUUCAAAGAAAUUCAGAAAAAAUCCAUUGAGAUCGCAAAACAGCAACAGGAAUUAGUUAACACCUUCCAAGAAGUCCACAAGUUCCCAAUUAGAUUUGGUGAUUUCGGUGGUCAAUACGUACCAGAAGCGUUACAUGCAUGUUUAAGAGAAUUGGAACAAGGUUUUGAUGAGGCAGUUGUUGAUCCAAAAUUCUGGGAAGAUUUCAGAUCUUUGUACUCCUACAUCGGCCGUCCAUCAUCUUUGCAUAAGGCAGCUAGACUUUCUGAAUACAUUGGCGGUGCUCAAAUCUGGUUGAAAAGAGAAGAUUUGAACCACACCGGUUCUCACAAGAUUAACAACGCUUUAGCUCAAGUUUUAUUGGCUAAGAGAUUGAAAAAGACUGAAGUCAUUGCAGAAACCGGUGCAGGUCAACAUGGUGUGGCCACAGCUACUGCAUGUGCUAAAUUCGGUCUUGGUUGUACCGUCUUUAUGGGUGCUGAAGAUGUUCGUCGCCAGGCUCUUAACGUUUUCAGAAUGAGAAUCCUUGGUGCUAAAGUGGUUGCUGUGACUAACGGUACUAAGACUCUAAGAGAUGCUACCUCAGAGGCAUUCCGUUUCUGGGUCAGUAAUUUAAAGACAACUUACUAUGUGGUUGGUUCUGCUAUUGGCCCUCAUCCAUACCCAACUUUGGUGCGUACCUUCCAAAGUGUUAUCGGACAAGAAACUAAAGAACAAUUUGCCGCUCUUAACGACGGUAAAUUGCCUGAUGCUGUCGUUGCAUGUGUCGGUGGUGGUUCUAACUCCAGUGGUAUGUUUUCACCUUUUGAAAAAGAUUUAAGCGUCAAACUUCUCGGUGUGGAAGCAGGUGGUGAUGGUAUUGAUACUGAUUACCAUUCUGCUACUUUGACUGCUGGUAGACCAGGUGUUUUCCACGGUGUGAGGACCUUCGUCCUUCAAGAUAAAGAGGGUCAAGUCCAUGAUACUCACUCUGUGUCUGCAGGUUUAGAUUAUCCUGGUGUUGGUCCCGAAUUAGCAUUCUGGAAGGCAUCUGGUCGUGCUGAUUUUGUAGCAGCCACUGAUGCUCAAGCUUUGCAAGGUUUCAAAUUAUUGUCACAAUUAGAAGGUGUGAUUCCAGCAUUAGAAACUUCUCAUGCAGUCUACGGUGCUUGUGAGUUGGCAAAGACCUUGAAACCAGAUCAACAUAUCAUUAUCAAUGUGUCUGGUAGAGGUGACAAGGACGUUCAAUCCGUAGCAGAAGUUCUACCUAAAUUGGGUCCUAAGAUUGGAUGGAACUUGAGAUUCGAAGAGGACCCAUCAUCUGGUUAA